UCUGAAAGUUCGGUCUCGCUCAACGAUACGGAUACGAAACGAUAUGGUACACUUGUGGAGUGGAUUAACGCUAAUUCGUUUUUGAUUGCCGCCAGGGGGGAUCGCCAAUGGACCGAUGCAAGGCAGCUGUUACUCCUCGCUGACGAAGGAAACCGAAUACCACCAGCUGGGAUAUAUCCUCGCCAGUCGCAAACAAGAACAACAGGGGCACACGAUCGCACCGGAGGAUCACAAAGGGCUCGUGCCACAUGAAGCAGGGGGUUGUUGAUAGCGCCUCCUGAAAGAACUAACGACUCAUGCGGUCGUGCGUCGAGACAAAGUGAUCCUGCCGCAAGGAGCAGGACGAGCCGCUUAUCAGCCAUGCACGGGAUUCGGGGUGGCUGAGGGUUGCAAACACGCGUUCUUAUCUUAAAGCUCAGACUGUCGGGAGGGUGACGAAAUAGAGCAGAUGUGCAAACAACGGCCCCGAUGACGGAUGACCGACGAAACCCAGCAAUUACAGCUUGAGGGGAGGCGAUAGUUACCAUCCAACGACGCGUGCUCGGCACACUUGCAGAUCCACUGAAUAGGAGCAACGUUCGCCUGGGCAAUCAGAAUCGACCUCAGACUAGGAGCUCCAAAAUUCCCAGUAUUAUAAUGUCCGUGGACAACAGCUUGGGAAUUCUAGACUUAUCUUCGGGUAAGGAGAGUGAGAAAACAGCAAUGACAGCAGCAAACAAGGAGAACGAUCCGGAUUCCCAUUUCACGGGUACUAUCGUCACAACAGGCGCCACUGCUCAGCCAGCCACGCCCACUACCUCAAAUGCCACCGCCCUACCAGCCACGCCUACUGUGGCAGCUGGCCAGGAUUUGGGUGACGGUGCAUGUAGUAGUAAAAAUACGGAUUCCAAGUUUCAAUCGUACGUAAAUGGCAAUGGCAAUGGUGUGUACAAGAUCAUCAAGACACUCGGUAAGGGAAACUUUGCCAAGGUCAAGUUGGCGAUUCAUGUGCCCACCGGUCGUGAAGUGGCCAUCAAGGUGAUCGAUAAGACGCAGCUCAAUACGAGUGCACGUCAGAAGCUGUACCGCGAGGUGAAGAUCAUGAAACUGCUGAACCACCCGAACAUCGUGCGCCUCUUCCAAGUCAUCGAGUCUGAGAGGACACUCUACCUGGUGAUGGAGUACGCGAGUCGUGGCGAGCUAUUCGACCACCUGGUGAAGAACGGGAGGAUGCGGGAGCGGGAUGCCAGGGUGAUCUUCCGACAGUUGGUGUCCGCCAUUCAGUACUGCCACAGCAAGUUUGUGGUUCAUCGGGAUCUGAAGGCGGAGAACCUGUUGCUGGACCAGCACAUGAACAUUAAAAUAGCGGACUUUGGCUUCGGCAAUACCUUCGAUCCCAACGCCCAGCUUGAAACGUUCUGCGGGAGUCCACCAUAUGCUGCCCCUGAACUUUUCAUGGGCAGGAAGUACGCCGGCCCGGAGGUGGACGCCUGGUCGCUGGGAGUGGUGCUGUACACUCUCGUCAGCGGUUCGCUGCCCUUUGAUGGAGGCACCCUAAAGGAGUUGCGGGAAAGAGUCCUGCGGGGCAAGUACCGUGUGCCCUACUACAUCUCAAUGGACUGCGAAAACCUAAUGAGAAAGUUCCUGGUCCUGAAUCCCGCCAAGCGCACUUCGCUUUCUGCUGUGAUGUCGGAUAAGUGGAUAAAUCUGGGCCACGAUGAAUCCGACCGAUUGCGUCCGUUUCGCGAGAAGCCCAUGGAGCUGCAGGAUGCAGCCCGGUUCGAUUUACUGAUGAGCAUGGGCCACAAGCGCCGUGAUGUGGAGCAGUCUGUAAAGGGGCAACUGUUCGACGACAUCUAUUGCACAUACAUGCUCCUGGGCGUGGCCAAGCCGCGCUCCUCGAACCGCAGUACGAAACCGGAGGCUAUACCAACAGUGGAUUUAACUACUCCAGCUGUCAGUAGCCCGCUUCCUAAUAUCACCACACCCACUGUUACCAUAGCUCAUGUCACGCUUGCGCUGGACAAGAAUCCGCCCAUCCACUCCUCCUCAGCAUCGGGUAGACCCAUUGCGCCACGUUUGGCAAAUGCACCCAAUACACCGACUUCAACGCCACCAACGGGACCGCCUGCCAAGCCCACAAGACGCACUCCAGCCAGGACACCAGCCCGGAAGGCCACCAACCAUACGAGCGGCCAAGGACGUCCGGAGCCUUCGAGUCUUCCGCACACUCCGCAGUCAAAGAGAGCCAGUGCCAACAUGGAUGUGAAGCCCACGCUGCUGAGUGCCCAGCGACAAUUGGCCCAGACCCAAAAGCUGGCCAACACUCCUCCGCGCUUCCAGUACCCCGUUGCCCAAACUCCGAAUCAAGCUCAGGGAUCCUCCAGGCGGCCCACGACCCUGUACGAGAAAGCGGAACCUGCAGUCACUCCACUUCUGGUGCCCAAGUCGCCGGCCAUGGGUGCUCGACUGCUAGAACGGAUUCCCGGAGGUGGAGCAGUGGAAAAGACCUCCGACAAGCCCUUCACCCGACAAAAUGUGGCACGGGCCACUUUUCAUUUCGGCCAAGCGCGCAGUGGCAAACGGGGCGGUGGAUCAGGAAAUGGCGCAGGCGGAGAGGAGGACAGCUAUCAGACGCCACCCUUAUCCGCGGACGACACCAAGCCCGCCUCGCGGGUAGGUUUCUUCUCCAAGCUGACCGCACGUUUCGGUCGAAGGGUAAUCCACUUGAACGAAAAGGAUGUCACCGAGCAGCGCAAGAACCUCACCAAAUAGCCAGAAGUCGGGUUGUUUGGGGCAAUGUCAAGGUGAUAGAGAUAGAAUGAUAGAGUGAUAAAGAAAGUGAUACAGUCGGCCCUGACCGAGCAUUCUAACGAAAUUAAGUCAAAACUCAGCAAAUCAGUUUGUCUUACAAGUGUGCGGCGAACGCUUUGCUGGGAUUUAGAUAAAUUAAUCCUACCAGAAAUGACGGCAGCAAACACAAACAAAACGACCGACAAGGAGAACGAUCCCGGUCCCAAUACAUCGAUAUCCACUACCGCCACGCCCCCUUCUGCAGCUGCCCAGAAUGUGGGGGGAUGUUUUGGGAGCAGUGGAGGCAGAUCGAGCCCUAAGUUUCAGUCCUAUGUAAAUGGCAACGGCUACGGAGUGUACAAGAUCAUCAAGACCCUUGGGAAGGGCAACUUUGCGAAAGUCAAGUUGGCGAUUCAUCUGCCCACCGGUCGGGAAGUGGCCAUUAAGCUGAUCGAUAAAACUGCGCUAAAUACGAUUGCCCGGCAGAAGUUGUACCGAGAGGUAAAUAUAAUGAAAAAGCUCAACCACCCGAAUAUUGUGCGCCUCUUGCAAGUUAUCGAGUCGGAAAGGACUCUCUACUUGGUAAUGGAGUAUGUCAGCGGGGGAGAACUCUUCAAUUAUCUGGUCAAAAACGGAAGGAUGCGGGAGCGAGAUGCCAGGGUGCUCUUCCGCCAGUUGGUGUCUGCUAUUGAAUACUGUCACAGCAAGUCCAUUGUGCAUCGGGAUCUAAAGGCAGAGAACUUGUUGUUGGACCAGCAAAUGAAAUUGAAGAUCGCUGAUUUUGGUUUCAGCACCACGUUUGAACCAAAAGCGCCACUGGAGACGUUCUGCGGAAGUCCACCGUAUGCCGCCCCAGAACUGUUCAGAGGAAAGAAGUACUCUGGACCGGAGGUGGACUCAUGGUCACUGGGUGUGGUGCUGUACACCUUGGUGAGUGGUUCCUUACCCUUUGAUGGAACCAAUCUGAAGGAGCUCCGCGACCGUGUUCUACGUGGCAAGUAUCGUGUUCCGUAUUACGUCUCCAUUGAAUGCGAGAGUCUUAUUAGGAAGUUCCUCGUUCUGAAUCCAACGCAACGUACUAGUUUAUCGGCUGUCAUGGCGGAUCGCUGGAUCAACAUGGGCUACGAACAAGGUAACGGUUUGAGACCGUUUCAAGAGAAACCUAUGGAUCUGCAUGAUGUAAAUCGAUUGAGUUUGCUGUCGAACAUGGGUCACAAACCUCGUGAUGUAGAGCAGUCGCUGAAGAACCAGAAGUUCGACGACAUCUAUUGCACCUAUAUGCUCCUGGACGUUGCUAAACCGCGCUCAACAGCCUGCAGCGAGAAAUCGGGAUCUUCGUUUAGGGAAACUCCUACGGCUAUGCCAGGCAGCAGUCGGAUUCCUGUCCCUAUAGCUGCUCCCAAUGUUACUAUAAGCCAGGUGACCUUUGCACUGGACAAGAGUACACCGAAUAGGCCUGCCGCCACUUCCAUACGUCCCAUGGCUCCGCGCUUGGCAAAUGCCCUCACUCCGCUACCAUUGACACCACCGCCCAAAAAAUACAUCUGCUGCUCUGCUAGCAAAGCCGCCAAUCCCAGACGUUCCGAGCCGUCCAGCAUUCCACAAUCUGCGAUGCCCAAGAAAGGAGUCGGUUCACCAGUGGAUGUGAAGACAACUCUACUGAGUGCCCAACGAAAGUUGGCUGUAAACCAAAAGCUGACAAGCGCAUCACACCAAAUUCGGAGUCCCAUUACUCAGUCGCCAAGUCAAGCUUCAGAAUGCACCAGAACACCACCGACUCAUUUCGAAAUGCUGGACUCGACCAGCACUCCCCUAAAGGUUCUUAAAUUGGUGGCAUCCAACAGCCAGACUCCACCAUCCACCGAAAACACAAAUCGUCCCACGCGAGUUGGCUUCUUCUCUAAGCUGUCCGCACGCUUUGUUAGAAGAUCACUCCACAAGGGCGAAAAGGACAUCAGCGAACAGGGCAGGAAUCUUACCAAAUAGCAAGGUGUUAGUUUAGCGCAUCCCAAAAGGAUUCUUUCCUGCACAGAUAAUCGAAAGUGAUAUAGCAGCCCUCCCGAAUGGACGAUCGAUCCACCUUAUGUCUAAAUGGUAUUUUAAUUAAAACGACUUAAAUUUAGUAUAACAAAUAAAUGUUGAUGGCAUAUGUAAGGUGAUCGUUCUGAACUGAUCUUGAAACUUGACUGUCAAAACAAAUAAAAUAAUAUUUUAAC
This is a messenger RNA of Drosophila melanogaster (fruit fly), 4988 nucleotides long. RefSeq names its product KP78a (gene KP78a). Gene Ontology annotation, cellular component: cell cortex. Bases 637 to 2754 code for a protein of 705 amino acids. The transcript is spliced from 2 exons. NCBI's taxonomy places the organism in Eukaryota, Metazoa, Arthropoda, Insecta, Diptera, Drosophilidae. Gene Ontology annotation, molecular function: protein serine/threonine kinase activity; kinase activity; nucleotide binding. The record is from RefSeq and is marked reviewed.